AGGCGGUUCCUGCAACUUGUACUGGACCAAUACAGAAAUCUUAUAGAGAUAACCUUGUGUGAAAUCUCCGAAUACUGGAAGCUGUAAAAGAGCACGUGUUUAUACAAAGAUAUAUAAAUAAAAAAGAAAUCUAUCAAGGUCAAGAAGUAAUUAUUUAUUUUCUCCAUCUUUGCAGAAUAGAUCUGAGUGUUAUAGCUCCAAAACGUUCUUGUUUUCCACCGAAGGGAUACAGCCAACGAGGAUGGCAGCGACUUUUACAACCACAUUGUUGUUGUUUUCCGUGGGGAUCGUACUACUUGUAGAAACGGCGUCUAUCACAGGAGAAAAAGCUGCUAUUGUGCCUGUAAUUGAAGAAAACAACAACAACACAACUUUCCUGGAUAUUAAGCACGUGCAGUCUAUUAACCCUGGUUCAGUCAACUCUCCCAGAGUGUGGAUAAAGUUUGAGGAAUUUGUGAACAAAGCUAAAACUGAUCCUUCUUUUUUGGAACUUCUUAUAAAGAUUUUGAUGAAACUUGGCUUCUCCCACAAAGAGGUCCAAGACCUUCUUACCAAAGGAAUUACUAGCUGGAGAGGGACAAAUAUCACUUUGCAGGAUGUCUCAAAGUUCUGCUGUCCCCUGGGGAUCUAAGCAGAAAGUAACUUUUGAUGUGCGGAUUUUAAGUAAUAGGAAAUGUAAAAAUCAGUGGCUUUAUGUACCAUCAAAUAAUCGAGAAGAAACAUUUUUCUAUUUGUGGAGUACAAUACUGAUUUGUAUAAUUGUAAUCAAUCUGAUCAAUAUUCGCCUUCAACGUUAAUUUUUUGAAAAACCCCUGUAGUCAACCAAUUAAUAAUAAAAAUACAUUUUCGUACAAUCAGUAA
Messenger RNA from Limulus polyphemus (Atlantic horseshoe crab), 861 nucleotides. RefSeq lists its product as uncharacterized. NCBI's taxonomy places the organism in Eukaryota, Metazoa, Arthropoda, Merostomata, Xiphosura, Limulidae. Bases 242 to 631 code for a protein of 129 amino acids. The record is from RefSeq and is a predicted model, not a curated record. The transcript is spliced from 3 exons.